UGUGAUCAGUAGAGUCAGGGGGGAGCCGGGUGAACAAUGUCCCAGCUGUACUACAAGAAGACGGACAGCUCCUCGUUCAGCGACCGCAUCCCCCUGCGCAUCGUGCGGUCCGAGUCGGAGCUCUCGGCCCUGGAGCGGGCCUACCUCGGGGCGGUGGGGAAGGGCGACUACGCCACGGUGAAGGAGGCCCUGGAGGAGGCCGAGAUCUACUUCUGCAUCAACAUCGACUGCGUGGACUCGCUGGGGCGCACGGCGCUGCUCAUCGCCAUCGAGAACGAGAACCUGGAGAUCGUGGAGCUGCUGCUCAGCUACAACGUGCACGUGGGCGACGCCCUGCUGCACGCCAUCCGCAAGCUGCUGCUCAACCACAAGAAGCCCAGUGGUGAGAAACAGUUUGUUGCCCAGCCCAACUGUCAGCAGCUGCUGGCCUCCCGGUGGUAUGAUGAGAUCCCAGGUUGGAGAAGGCGUCACUGGGCAGUGAAAUUCAUCAGGGGUAUCCUCAUACGGAUGCUCUUCCCCGUCUUGUCCAUCCUUUACUUGGUCUCACCGAAAAGCCGUUACGGCUUAUUCAUCCGCAAGCCCUUCAUCAAGUUUAUCUGUCACGCCGCUUCCUACCUGACAUUCCUGUUCCUGCUCUUCUUGGCAUCGCAGCACAUUGAAGCCCCGCAGCGUGACUUUCAGGGCCCGGCCCCGACCGUGGUGGAAUGGAUGAUCCUCCCCUGGGUAAUCGGUUUCAUCUGGACAGAGAUCAAGCAGAUGUGGGACAGCGGGUUCCAAGAUUACAUGGAUGACUGGUGGAACAUCAUGGACUUCAUCAUGAAUGCAUUGUAUCUGGCAACAAUUUCCCUCAAGAUCGUUGCCUAUGCAAAGUACAGCGGGAACAAACCCCGAUGCAGCUGGGAAAUGUGGCACCCGACUCUGAUCGCCGAGGCGUUGUUUGCUAUCGCCAACAUCUUCAGUUCCCUGCGCCUCAUCUGCCUUUUCACCGCCAAUUCCCACCUGGGCCCGCUGCAGAUCUCGCUGGGCCGCAUGUUGCUCGACAUCCUCAAGUUCCUCUUCAUCUACUGCCUGGUGCUGCUGGCCUUUGCCAACGGCCUCAACCAGCUCUACUAUUACUACGGUACCGACGUGGGCAGCAACUGCAAGGGCAUCCGUUGCAUGCAGCAAAACAACGCCUUCUCGACGUUAUUCGAAACGCUGCAGUCAUUAUUCUGGUCUGUGUUUGGCCUAAUUUCCCUCUACGUGACACGAGUGAAGCCGGACCACGAAUUUACCGAGUUUGUAGGAACCACCAUGUUCGGCACCUACAAUAUCAUCUCCCUGGUUGUGCUGCUGAACAUGCUCAUCGCCAUGAUGAACAACUC
Hippocampus comes (tiger tail seahorse) is the source of this 1364-nucleotide messenger RNA. Its product is annotated as short transient receptor potential channel 4-like. Gene Ontology annotation, molecular function: inositol 1,4,5 trisphosphate binding; protein binding; store-operated calcium channel activity. Lineage: Eukaryota; Metazoa; Chordata; Actinopteri; Syngnathiformes; Syngnathidae. Gene Ontology annotation, cellular component: plasma membrane; cation channel complex. The record is from RefSeq and is a predicted model, not a curated record. Gene Ontology annotation, biological process: calcium ion transmembrane transport; regulation of cytosolic calcium ion concentration.